UUUCCCCGAGAUCUGCGAGGACCCGCUCUUGCUCGAGGCUCUCCUCAUUGGCUGGCAUCCUACCCCGUCUGAAACUCAAUCCGGACGUUCCCCCGACUCUCCCCGCUACAGAGUCGACUCCGAUCCUGGUAAGGGAGUUGUGGAAUAACCCGAAACGGCAAGAGGACACGCAGCGCAGCGCGUGACGGGGGGGGGAAAUCAAAUUACUGUCCGCCUCAGCCUCCAAGUAUCAAGGAAAGGGUUCUGGCACAGAGCAAACCCCAUUUAAAAGGCUGCUGUAAAGAGGGCAGUUACUCCAGAGCUCUGGGGAUCCAUUAUAAUUAUCAUAUUAACUAUGCAGGUAGUGAGGCUGCUCUAAUUAUAACCACUGUCAAUGCCUUACGCUUCUUGGCUUCCAACAUGCAUCCAGCUUCCUGUGACACCCCGCUCACCUUGCUUUCCGUGUCGCGUUAGCAGCUUGACGGUGAGGGUUCGAGAGGGCCGUGAUUAAGGAGCCACUGGGCCGUGGCUGUCAUCGUUGCCAUCUCCGGCAGAUGUGGGUGCCCUCUUUUCAGCAUGUGUGACCCCGUGACCCCUGGUGGAUUCCCUGCUACAAUUGGUUGAGGGGGGAGCUGGGCCAGACACCCUCGCUAUCGUCACCUUCUCCAGAAGCCUCUGCGAGGAGAAGAUAACCAGGUUUCCCUUUUGCAUUUAUGCUGACAAGGACGGCAGAACAUACCUGCUCUUAAAUUCUCUGCGUGGGCACCUUGAGACCUUCUUCCGAUCAUUGGACUACUCAGUGGGUUGGAGCCUGAACUGCUUCCUUGAACCAAAGUCCUGAAUGGACACAGGGGGCACCGGUGUGCGCGGCCUGGACCGGCCCGUCGGGGACUGGCUGGAGCACGUGGGCCUACCGCAGUACGAGAGCAAAUUCCUGCUCAAUGGCUUCGACGACCUGCGUUUCAUGGGCAGCAAUGUCAUGGAGGACCAGGACCUUAGGGAGAUAGGCAUCAUAGACCCAGGCCACAGGAGGAAGCUCUUGAACUCAGCACGGUCAUUGCCAAAGGUGAAGGCCUUGGGUUGCGAUGGCAGCACCUCGCUUAUUUCCUGGCUGGAUACGCUUGGCUUACAAGCAUACCUGCCCAACUUCCUGUCUGCCGGUUACCACACCCUGGACUGUGUCAAGAACCUGUGGGAGCUGGAGAUGAUCAAUGUGCUGAAGAUCAAUCUGCUUGGCCACAGGAAACGGAUCAUUGCCUCGCUGGCAGAACUGCCCUAUGAAGAGAUGCCCGCCAAGCCUUCCCGUCUCUCCCAGAUUAGGUGUCAGGAUCUCAUCUCCCAGCCCUCCUCCCCCCUCAGCUACAUGGACUCCUACGCCAGCCGAUCCAUGGACCACCUGCUUCCCGGGGGCGACUCGGCCCGGAGGAGGAGAAGCGACCGGGAGCAGACCCCCUCCCAGCGUUCCCAGAGUGAGAGACCCCGGUCUCAUGAUAGGCAGCUUGACAGGCAGCUCGAGCGACAGAGAGAGAGCCGGCUGACCCUGCGGCCCCCCAGUCAGUCGACGCCGUUUGCCCCUGUGCCUGGCUGGCACCACCAGCCUGAGAAGCUCAUCUUUGAGGCCUGCGGAUACGAAGCCAGCUACUUGGGGUCGAUGGUCAUUAAGGAGCUGAGAGGCAUUGAAUCCACCCAGGAAGCCUGUGCCAAAAUGAGGAAGACUGCUGAGCAGAAGAGGAAGGUCCCCACCAUUGUUCUCUCCAUCACCUACAAGGGGGUCACGUUCAUCGAUGCUGCCACCAAGAGCAUAAUCGCGGAGCAUGAGAUCCGGAACAUCUCGUGUGCGGCCCAGGACCCCGACGACCUGCGCACCUUCGCGUACAUCACCAAGGACCUGCAGAGUGGUCACCACUUCUGCCAUGUCUUCAGCACAGUGGAUGUGAGCCUGACCUAUGAGGUGAUCCUGACGCUUGGACAGGCAUUCGAGGUGGCCUAUCAGCUGGCGCUCAAGGCCCAGAGAUCGCAGCAGCACCGGGUCCCAGCGGCAUCGUCGUCGGAGCUCAUAGAGACCCGGUCCAGCCAGUCCAUGCCAAAGGCCAGGAGUAGCUCCCGGAAGUCGCCAGAUCCUUUGCUGCCAGAGAGCCACUGCUGUCACUGUCACACCUGUACUACCCAUCGGCCCACCCAUCUCCCACUGCGGGCCGUCAGCCCCGGAGAGCAGAUGGACCACGUAGACAAGGCAGCGGAAACACAGUCCUUGGGCAGUGGCACAUGGCUGACUGAGCAGCAGGACCCCAGCAAGCCCACCCCCAGCACCAAGUAUGAGACCACCAUAUUCUGAAAGCCUCAGAUUCUGCUCCUCGCCCCACCUCCUUUCACUGUGACCCCUCCCACCCUCGGAUGACCUUCUCCAAACCUCCAGCUGAGCUCAUGCUAACCCUCUUUAUUGGCACUUCUGUACACAGAGCCCAUGACUGAAGAAAUCCUUGGCAAUAAUCUGGAUUUUGCUAACAGAAGUUCCGCCCCCUUUAAACGGCCCCUCCCAUUAUUACUUGGGCACUCCAAUUUGAAAGAAAAAGAAAAAAAAAACAGUUUUUGAAUGCAUUUCGUCACAUGAUUGGUUACAGAUUUCCUGGUGGUGCUUCGUAGUUCUGGAUAUGACCCAUUUUAGAACAAGAAAUCAAGACGCUGGAACCUUUUACUUGCCUUUUGUACAAGUAGCACAUUGGAAAUUCUUACUCGAUAUCAGAAAGCUGAUGUUCUGCACUCAUGCAGCGUCUCACGCCAUUUGGACACUGGAACUGAGACUUGCUUUGUGUGCUCAGCUCUACAGUGUAGUUUUCAUUUCUACUGUGAAUGUUUAGAUACCAAAGCAGCAGCCUUCCCUUUUUCUCAUUGAUCCUCUCCAUCUUGUAGUGACAGGUAGCCUGUCGGACCUUGCUUUACGCUCUGUUCUUGCUCUUCCUCCAGUGUCGGAACGUUUUUAAGGACUCUCGCUCUUGGUGUUGCUUCCUUCCUUACUGGAGCACGUUCCACUGUGAUGAGACUUCAUUUAGAGCUUAACUGCUGCUGAACCAUAAAAAUUCACACAAGAGGCACAACAGACCCGUGUUGAACAUUUCUGAGCUAUAGUCUAAGACAAUGAUUCCAAAUCCAGUCCUCGGGGACCUGGCAGACGUUCCACGUUUUUGCUCCCUCUCAGCCCCCUGUAGAGAGCAAAAAUGUAGACUGUCUGGCCGGGAGCUCGGCAGGAGCAAAAACGUGGACCGGCUGUGGGUCCCCAAGAACUGGAUUGGACCUUUAGUUUUUUAUAAACAUUAGAUUAACUUCAGUGCUAAUGUUUCUUCCGAAAGUGUUAUAUUUAUCAUGGAAUGUCCACUAUCUUAAACAAGGCGUAGCAUCUUAUUUACCGCAGGAGUGGCAGAAACCGCAUGUUAUGCUGAGUGCAGCUUCUUCCUACGGCUCUCGCGAGAUAAAAAAAUAAAAAAAUAAAAAAUCAUCUUAGUCUCCAUAAGCAGAUGAUUAUGAAUGUUAUUUGAUGCAUCCAGUUUAAAAUAAACAAGAAAGCACAAAGCAGACCAGGCGGUUUGGACUCCAAACAGCUUUGAUUUUUGAUUGUGGAUCAUAACCUUCUGAUGUCCAGGUGGAGCGUCUUCAUCCACCAGAUUCUGUCCAGGCUCCUUAAGUUCUAUCUGCUCCCUUUGGUUGUGACUCAGGAUCUGUCUGUCAAAAGUUCACUUCAGAGGAAACCAAGUAUGUUCACUUAGCUUUGUAUCACUGUAGUUGCGCUGGAUUUAGUUAAAACUUUUAGUUCUAUUUGAUCAAAGAGAAAUUCACACACUUUUAAUUAAAGGCAAUGAAGGUGAACCAUUCCUUGAGUUGCCAUUUGCAGUACUUUGGAUCUUUGUGGACGUGAACAGCUUCUGUAAAUCGUGAAAACUGCAAAGUUCUAAGAAAUCUUUGUCAAGCUAAGCUUUCGUGCUGGCAAGGAUGAAAAGAAAAGCAUCAGUUUCAAGCAGCUUUUGAGAACAGGAAAUCCAAACAACUGCCCAUUUUGUUUUCCAGUCACCAAACUUCCCUAAUUCCAAACAUACAUUGUCAUUAUUCUGCAGAACGUGUUUAUUUAUUUGUUUUUAACCUGAAAUGACUUGUUUUGCCUUCAUCGCAUACAUCUCACAUGUCACGUCUGGUGAGCUGAUGAGUUCAUGCCCACAAAAGCACUGUUUCCUGUGUGUGUGCUUGUACAGUAAGUGGCCUCCUGUGACCUUAGUCUAUAUUUUGUUAAAACUUCAGCGCAAAGGCUGUAUUUCCCGGGGAUGCUUUGACCCUGACAGGUUUCCUCUUUUAACCCACAUGUUUUCCUUUGUGUAGCUGGCUCCUGUGUUCAAGUUUCCGGAUACCAGACUCUGAGGGGUGAUGGGUAACGGGAGCUAUAGGAAAAGAGGAGGGACAUAUGUUGAUGGAGACCUGAGAUUUAGGGGAACUGUUCCUCCCUCCCCCCACUGCAUCCCACCUGUUGAAGCUUUGCCAGGGGGGGAUCAGCAUGGAAUAGGGGUUGGCACCUUUUCAGUGGUUCACAACAAGGGGCAGUGUAUCUUCGCUGAAAGAGGGGAGAGACAGAACAUAAUGCAUCCUGAAUUUAACACUUCCCAUGCAGGUAAAGAGCCAAUAAAUCAAAUGAAAGAACUGGAGCAUUUAGCUGUUAGCAUGCUUGUGGGACUUUUACUUGGUUUUAAUUGGUUGGUCCCGCCUCCUUUAUUUGCUUGGCCCCACCUCCUCUACAAUCAGAUUGGAUGUUGCUUUGAACCAAUCAUCUUUCAUUCCAUCCACAGAACAUUUUUGUGUAAGUAAAACUCCCAUGACUUGUUAGCAUGCCCAAAUAGACAAUGCUGUGUUCUGACCACAAGUGUGCUCAACAUGGCCAGAUCCUAAGUGACUUUUGGGCACUUCAAAGUCCGUUCUGCUCUAAAAAUCCCACAGUAACUAUCAACGCAAAUUGAAAAGAAAUUUUAUUAACAACUGGGGAAGGAUGACAAGGAAUUUGCUAAUGCUGCUUACUAAUGAUUAUAUGUCUCACUAACCUCAAAUUACCAAUAGAUCUACAACUGCACAAGUCCAAUGUUUUAAAAAUGUGAUCUUUGUAUGGAAAAGGACUCCCUAGAGGAAGCAAUAAAUAUGAAGAAAUCAAAGUUGCAGUGCAGACAAGUGUCUGGUCAAAGUUGCUGUCAGUUAAAACUUAUGUUAGUUUACAAAAUUAACAACCGAAAGUGGGGUCACCUAAAUCUUAAAAUCAAAUAUUGGACUUUUCUUUGUAGUUACCUGCUUUAAUUAAAAUAUACAUCUUACAAAGUAGCCAUUUAUGAGACUUGAUAAGAUGUCUUCCAAGCCUAAUUAUGAGUUUGGUAUUAAUUAUUAGCAUGGAGGCCUGAGAACAUUACCAUUAUUUUUUCAGUGUUUGGAUAAGCCAUUAGCAUCACCAAAGAAGCUCAAAAGAUCUGUCAUGAAAUUCCAAAAUAAACACUCAAGUUGUGUCGUGACAACAAAGUUUGCUCUGAAUUAUGCAUUGUUUUAAAACUGUUACAUUGAGAAAUGGUCACGUGAUCAUAUCAGUGCAAUGUUUCACUUUUAGCUAAUUUUUAAAUACCAUUUUGUAUUUAUCUUCAAAUCAAGGUCACAAAAAUUUGCAACUUGCCAUGAGUUUUACUUUUAAUUUAAGUUUUUUACUCUUUAUCACCCUUAGUAUUUGAACCUUUAAAACCUGUUUCUUUAUCUGACAUUGAAAUCAGGUACAAUAGACAGCAUCACUUUGAUAACAUGAAUCUCCCCAUAAAUGAGCAUUUCAGUUCCAUCCCCUAAUCCAAAAUUUUAUAUCUAUGGUACUCCUUGCAAAGCAUCCUGGGCCAUUUUCAUGUUUGCACGACUGAACUAGAAUGUGGACAAAUAAACCGAUUUGCAAUGUUAAAAAAAACCAAUAGCUUAAAGGUGAUGGAUUGUAAACAAAAAGAUAAAUUAUCUCUAGUGGUGUGAAUUUUAUACUUGAAUGAUUCUAUUUCCAAACAUAUUCAUGUAUGUAACUUCUUUUAUGUUACAGAUGUUGGCAAUGAGGUUAACAAAAGCUUUGUAUGUUUUUUUUUAAAUAAACAUAGCUGGUAACUUUUUCUUCUCUCUUGGUGAAAGAAUUAGAUCAAAGUGAGAGACAGAACUCAGGCAAACAUCAGACCACUUAAAAGAUUGUACAUAUUCUUUCGCGUUGUGGUUUUUUUCUAAUUUUUAUUUUUCAAAAUUGUAAAACUAAUAAAUGAAAAAGGUAACCAAAAAUCUG
Messenger RNA from Brienomyrus brachyistius, 6295 nucleotides. It is a transcript of the gene anks1ab, whose product is annotated as ankyrin repeat and sterile alpha motif domain containing 1Ab. The coding region runs from base 821 to 2314 and encodes 497 amino acids. The transcript has 13 exons. The record is from RefSeq and is a predicted model, not a curated record. Gene Ontology annotation, cellular component: cytosol. NCBI's taxonomy places the organism in Eukaryota, Metazoa, Chordata, Actinopteri, Osteoglossiformes, Mormyridae. Gene Ontology annotation, molecular function: protein binding.